AUGGCAGCCGCCCAAGGUCUGAAGCAGAUACUCGCCAAACAACCCAGCGACGUUGUCAUCCUCUCCUCUCUACGUACCCCAGUCACCCGGGCCGUCAAAGGGGGCUUUAGAGACACCUACGACCAUGAACUUCUUUGCCACGUCCUACGCGCUACCCUCGCUGCGAACCCGAACCUUGACCCGGCGAAAAUCGACGACGUUGCGGUCGGUGUGGUCCUUGCUGAACUGGGUGGAUCGAAAGCCUCUCGCAUGACACAGUUACACGCUGGUUUCCAUGAGCGGACGCCCUUGCACACGGUAAACCGAGCUUGCAGUUCAGGCCUAGCCGCUGUGACGAGCAUUGGGAACAUGAUUGCUAUGGGACAGAUUGAUGUGGGCAUUGGCGCAGGUAUGGAGAGUAUGACAAAGAAUUACGGGAGCAAGGCGAUUCCCACUAUGCUCUGGGACGAAGUCAGGAAUAGCCCCAUUGACAAUGCACGGGACUGCAUCAUGCCUAUGGGCCUCACUAGCGAAAAUGUGGCAAAGAGGUACGGUGUGAAUCGACAAGACCAGGAUGCCUUUGCUGCCGAGUCACAUCGCAGAGCUUCAAAGGCACAGAAAACUGGUCUGUUCGACUCGGAAAUCGUCCCUGUCAAGGUCAGACAAUACGCUCCGGAGCACCCUGAUGCACCUCCCACUGAAGUCGUGGUCGACAAAGAUGACGGUAUCAGACACGAUGCUAGCCUCGAGAAGAUGGCCAAACUAAAACCCGCUUUCUCACAAGACGGAUUCUCGACGGCGGGCAAUUCCAGCCAGAUUUCGGAUGGUGCUGCUGCGACAUUGCUGAUGCGCCGGUCAACUGCCAAUGAACUCGGCCUAACUAAAACCAUUAUUGGAAAGUGGGCAGGCAGCCAGGUCGCAGGGUGCAGGCCAGAUGAGAUGGGUGUCGGUCCUGCUGUGGUCAUUCCGAAACUCCUCGACUAUACUGGCUUGAAGAAAGAAGAUGUGAACAUCUGGGAGAUCAACGAAGCAUUCGCAAGUCAAGCUCUUUAUUGCAUUCGAAAGCUGGGGUUGGACACGGAAGUGGUCAACCCAAGAGGUGGAGCGAUUGCGUUAGGUCACCCAUUGGGUAUGACUGGGACAAGACAGCUCGCGACUCUGAUGCCUCAAUUGCAAGAGGGACAGGUCGGUGUCGUGAGUAUGUGCAUUGGCACUGGCAUGGGCAUGGCAGGCCUCUUCGUCAGGGAGUAA
Cladophialophora psammophila CBS 110553 is the source of this 1230-nucleotide messenger RNA. RefSeq names its product acetyl-CoA acyltransferase. Bases 1 to 1230 code for a protein of 409 amino acids. The transcript has a single exon. Gene Ontology annotation, biological process: phenylacetate catabolic process; fatty acid beta-oxidation. The record is from RefSeq and is a predicted model, not a curated record. Gene Ontology annotation, molecular function: acetyl-CoA C-acyltransferase activity. Lineage: Eukaryota; Fungi; Ascomycota; Eurotiomycetes; Chaetothyriales; Herpotrichiellaceae. Gene Ontology annotation, cellular component: peroxisome.